This is a messenger RNA of Paramecium octaurelia, 264 nucleotides long. The record is from the annotation of a GenBank genome assembly. NCBI's taxonomy places the organism in Eukaryota, Ciliophora, Oligohymenophorea, Peniculida, Parameciidae.
AUGCUAUUUAUGACCAUCAGUUAUCUUUAUUAUGCAACGAAUGCUAUAAAAAAGAAAGUAUAUAAAUCUUUAAGUCCUAAAAUUGUAAGAACGAUUAAGAAAGGUGAAGAAAAAUUGAAAUAUGUUGAAAUAAAGUUAAUUCACAAAAAAAUAAACUAUCUGAAUUAAUAAAUUCGACAACAGAAUUUAGAACAUAAAUUCUAACAUUUUUUGAAUAUCUUAUAAUAAAUCUCGAGAUUUGGAAUUAAGCAUUAUAUAUUAUGA